CACUGAUCUAUUUUGCAUACCAGACUACAGUACAUGAUCCCACAUCAACAGAGAGAUUCAAAACAAGUUAGGAAACAGGUUUGAUGGAACCUGUCCUGGUUUUUAAACAGAAGACAUUUUUUUCUAGAUUUGCUCUUGACAGUAACCUGACGAAACAAUGGCAACAGAUCAGCAGGGCCUUCAGAGAGAGUGGAGAAGAUCAAGGGAGGAUGAGAACUCAAGCAGCAACAAUGGAUUGAUAGAUGCAGGUGAAGAAGUGAAGGAUGAGCAGAAUCCAGGAGAGGAAGAUGAACGGACAGAAGAAAAGGAUACAAAUGAGCUGCAAGUAGAUGCACAGGAAAGUGGGAAGGCUGUUGAUGACAACGAAGGAUGUAAUGUUAGUUUUCCUUUAACACCUGCAAACAGUGACAGUGUUUUUGCUAUGUGUACUAAUAAUGAUAAAGACAGUGAUGAAGAGGAUGCCAAUAAAUAUGACAAAAACAAUAAUAUUGAUGCGGUAUUGGAUGCGUUUACAAAUGAUGCUAGUGAUGAUACUAAUAAGUAUGAUGAUACAGAGUAUAGCGUUAGUUUUCCUGCUGCAUCUGCAAACAGUGAUGGUUUAAUUGCUGCGUGCACAAAUAAUGAAAAGGCUGGUGAUGAAGGUGAAGAUGUUGCUGAUAAAUAUGAUGACAAAAAUACUGAUGAAGAACAUAAUAGUUUAAUUGUUGCAUCCGCAAAAAGUGAGGGUUUGUUUGCUUCAUUUAUAAGUAAUGAUAAAACCAAUGACGAAAAGAAUGCCAAUGAACAUGAUGAAGAUAAAUUUAGUAUUAGUUUUUCUGUUAUGCCUGCAAACAGUGAUGGUUUAAUUCCUGCAUCCACAAAAAAUUAUACAGAGGAUGCUUAUGAUAAAGAUGACAAAAAUAAUGAUGAAGAAUAUAAUAAUAGUUUAACUGCUACGUUUGGAAACAGUGAAGGUUUAGUUGCUUCACUUGCAAAUAAUGAUAAAGUCAAUGAUGACAAGAGUGGAUAUAAUAUACAUGUCGACAUUAACGGCAAUGAAAAAUAUAUAAAGAACGUACCUGUUAAUUCUGCACAUGUUGACAGUUUAGCUGCUGUGUGUGGACAUAAUAAUAAAAGCACUGAUAAAGAUUAUGAUAAAUACAACAAUAUUGAAAAUGGUUGUUUUGCUACUGCCUCCAUCAGUACCGAUGACAUUGGUGGUUCUGAAAAAGUCUUAACAUUUGGAGGUUUAACAUUUAGAGAUAAAGAGCAACACAUGACGGACUCCAACUCUGAACAGAAACUGAUAAAUCAAGAGUUAGAGGAGGAAGAGGAAGAAGAUGUUGAUGAUGAUGAUGAUGAUGAUGAUGAUGGAAGCAGCAGUUUUGAAGAUUCAGAAGUUGAGAAUUGCGACAUUUAUCCCAAGAAGCUAUACUCUGAUCCAGCUUACCCAAGUGCGGUCUUCCAGGCUCUGGAGAACAUGAUGUUGCAUUCGGUCCUCACUGACUUGACCCUCUUCACAGAUGAUGGAUACCGGUUCCAGGUUCAUUCCUUUGUCUUGGCUGCGGUCAGUUACCUUAUUCAGACGAGACUCAGACAGAAGCCCAAAAAAGAGCAGUUCAUCUCCUUGUGUUUGAGUCCUAAGGUUCAUGGUUCUGGGUUGGCAGCAGUGGUGGAGUUUGCCUAUACAGGGAACAUUGACAUUCGGAACAAAAAAAAUAUAGAACAGAUAUGGUCUGCAGCAGUAAGCCUGGAAGCUCCAAGAAUUCUAGAACUCUGCAAAGAGGAGGACGAGAGAGAAGAGGACGAUGCAGGAGGGAAGAAAGUGGACAGAAAAGAGAUUUCUGCAGAGGAACAUAUAAAAAUUAGUCUCCAGCAUAUCAGACAGAUGUGGACACAGAGGAUGGGUUGUGAUGUGGAGCUUGAAGCAGAAGGAAGAGUGUUUCAUGCUCACCGCGCGCUCCUGGCUGCCAGCAGUGACUACUUUACAGGCAUGUUUACUAACGGUAUGAAGGAAAGUCGACAGGAAUUGGUGUCUCUGCUGCUUGUAGGGGCGGCCAAGUUUGAAGCCCUCCUGCACUACACCUACAGUGGGGCUCUUGCACUCGGAUGGGGCUAUGUGUUUGAUCUCACCUGUACAUCUCUUCAAUUACAGUUUCAGACUGCCUUCUCACUAUGCCUUAACUUCCUGCAACAAGAAAUAGAUGCUUACAACUGCCUGGAUGUAGCAUCUUUUGCAGAGUCCUUUGGAAUGGGGGACUUACUUGCACUGGCCAAUGACUAUGUCUUGAGGCACUUUCAAGACGUGUCUGUCACUCCAAAGUUUCAAGAUCUUCCUGCAGAGAAACUAAAGAAGUACCUUCAAAGUGAUUCUCUCUGCGUUCCCUCGGAGUUGCCCGUAUUCAGAGCAGUCAUGUCUUGGAUCGAAGCCUUUCCCAGACAACGGGUGAAACUUGCCAGGGAGCUGAUGGGAACUGUCCAGUUUCCCUUAAUGACCUUUAAGGAGUUCAAAGAAGUCAAGUCCAUAACGUCUUGGCCGAGGAUUGGAGCCAAAAAACUAUACGAUUCUUUCCUUGAGGAGUUCUGUUCCAGUUCUUCAGACAUUCAGUCCAAUUUCAGGGCCUAUAUGCCUAAAGACGCUCUAGUCCUAGUUGGGGGUGAGAGGAUCACUGAUAAUUUUGACAAACGUAGACCAUGUAGGGAAAUGUGGUUUAGCAAUUCCUUGCAGAACCAUGUUGGGUUGGUGAAGAAAGUAGAGUGGAGAAUGCUGGGAACUUUACCUGUGAAACCACGAUUUAGUCAUGGAGUUGGGGUUAUGAGGGGCAAGCUUUACGUAGUUGGCGGACGGCAUUAUUACGGCAAAGCUGAUACCAUGAAUUGCACCUACAGGUAUGAUCCCAUUCAAAACUCUUGGCAAAGGUUGACCGAUAUGCACGAGAGAAGAGGCAGCUUCACUCUAGUGGUCCUAAAUGGUAAAAUAUAUGCUAUUGGUGGAGAGAGGGACUCAGGGGUCAAUAUGGAGAGUGCUGAGGUUUACUGCCCCAACACAAAUUCUUGGAGUUUUGUCCACCCAUUAGAUCAAGCUCUGUGCUGCCAUGAGGCCAGUGUAUGGAAUGGUACAAUCUUCCUAUCGGGAGGCUUUAACAACCAGUAUCAAUGCCUCUCGUCCAUGACCCUGUACAACCCAGAACAGGGAUCCACUUACUUGGCUGAGAUGACACAUGACAGAGCCCUGCACUGCAUGGAGACCCUAGGUGACCGUCUUUAUGUGGCUGGAGGGGUUUCGUGCGAUGCUGAUGGCCAUCUGUUAGAUCAAUUAGCCUGUGAGGCCUAUAACCCUGUAGCCAACUCCUGGAGUGCCAUUAUGCCAUUUCCAGUGCCUCAUGUUGGGUCAGCAUCAGCGGUCUUAGAGGGGAAGGUCUAUGUAAUCGGAGGUUACUGCCAUGAAGACUACAAUGAUACCAAAACAGUGCAUCGCUAUGAUCCUGCAACAGAACGCUGGGAGAACAUGAGCAUAACACCAGGCCCAAACACAUACAUAGCUGCCUGUGUGCUGCCAAUACCUGCUCAUCUUAGACAAUAAGACAAUAACAUGGGAUAACAUUGAAUACAAUGCAUUGUCCUCAGUUACUGCAUUGUACAU
Messenger RNA from Carassius carassius (crucian carp), 3622 nucleotides. RefSeq names its product kelch-like protein 13. Bases 158 to 3562 code for a protein of 1134 amino acids. The transcript is spliced from 4 exons. Gene Ontology annotation, molecular function: protein binding. Lineage: Eukaryota; Metazoa; Chordata; Actinopteri; Cypriniformes; Cyprinidae. The record is from RefSeq and is a predicted model, not a curated record.